Molecule: messenger RNA, 494 nt
Organism: Lactuca virosa
Lineage: Eukaryota; Viridiplantae; Streptophyta; Magnoliopsida; Asterales; Asteraceae
Source: the annotation of a GenBank genome assembly
AUGGCAGGUGCGGUGGUCGAUGGUUCUAUAGGUGUUUGGCUGUUGUUGAUUGUCAGAAAGAACGAGGGAGGAAGGAGUUGCAGCCAUCGACGUGGGUGCAACAGUCGACGGUGGCUAACAGGAAUCGAUGUAGGGAAAAAUGUUUGGGUUUGGUUGUUGACAGAAAUCGUUAGGUUGUUUGGGUUGGGUGAUUCAAAGAAAUUGAAGAAGGGAGAAACAAUUGUUUUGUUGUUUCAUUUGACAGAGAAGGAGGAGUACAAUCGGGAUUGUGAAAUCGACCGGAAAGAAGAAAAGAAACAGAGGGCGUUGCUGCCCUUGAUGAUACAAAAGGAUCGAUCAAUUUUUCUCUGUGAAAGGAAAACGUGGGACGGAAUGGGAGAAAGGUGAAGUGUAAUUUGAGUGUUUAGGAAAGAAGGUGAAAAGCACUUGCACUUGCACACGAGUGAUCAAAUUUUGUUGUACAAUAAUUGUAUAAUCAAAUUUGUAAAAUCAGU